Messenger RNA from Neltuma alba, 3337 nucleotides. Its product is annotated as receptor-like protein kinase FERONIA. The record is from RefSeq and is a predicted model, not a curated record. The transcript is spliced from 4 exons. Bases 1 to 3150 code for a protein of 1049 amino acids. Gene Ontology annotation, biological process: protein phosphorylation. Gene Ontology annotation, molecular function: transmembrane receptor protein tyrosine kinase activity; ATP binding. Lineage: Eukaryota; Viridiplantae; Streptophyta; Magnoliopsida; Fabales; Fabaceae.
AUGCCGGGACAAGACAAAAUAUACCUCGAGACGAGACAGGACACAAGACAGGGUCGUCCUGUCCUAGGUCAACUAGGUUGCCCUACUCUACCUGUCAAAGGAUCACGGCAACUAUCAGAGAUUUUGUUUAGGGGAGCACCAAGCAACGCAAAGGCAUACCACCGGUCAAGUGGAGCAUGUUGGAGAUGGGAUGAAUUUGCAAGCGGUUUGCCUCAACAUGUCCUUGAACAGAUUGCCGGCAUUCACUCGCCAACCCAAAAUACAAAUCCAGGUAAGUGCAUAUGGAGUCUUACUAGUAGCUUACGUUUCACUACUAGGUCUGCCUACAGACUCAUCAUGGAAGAUGACUGGGAUGAUGAGAGCGAUCGCUGGAAGCUUGUAUGGAAAUGGCUCAGGCCCCAUAGAGUUAGAACCUUCCUAUGGCUGGCUAUGAGCAACAAGUUGCUAACUAAUGAGAUAAACAAAGUCAGUGAUGAGAGAGAGAGACAAACCGCUGUGUCCAGGGUGACUAACCCGCCCACAAUCGUCGUCGCCUUCCAGUUAUUCUUCUUCUUCCAGCUCCUUUCCACCAUCGCCUCCUACAAUCCUGAUGAUCAUUUCUCAGUCAACUGCGGUGGUUCCGACAGUUUCUCUUCUUCAUAUGGCCAGAACUGGACCGGAGACACAAAUUCCGGUCUAUUCUCUCCAAUCGAACUCUUCAACAGCAAUAAUUCAUCAGUAGGCGACAACGCAGAUGGCAAAUCAAUCCCUUACAAGACCGCACGCUUCUCUCGCUCCGAAUUCUCCUACUCGUUUCCUGUGAAGACCGGCGGCCAAAAGUUUGUUCGCCUCUACUUUUACCCGUCUUCCUACAACCUCAACUUCCUUCGCUUCGAUGCUUUCUUCUCCGUCAAAGCAGGGCCCCACACCCUGCUCAAGGACUUCAACGCUUCGCUUAACGCCGACGCUGGCGCUUCACUUGAAGUUGCUGCUCCAGACGGAGCCAUCGUACGCGAGUACUGUGUCAACGUUGACCCAGGACAGAGGCUGAACAUAGCCUUCACACCCAACGGAUCUCAUCCGAACGCCUAUGCUUUUGUCAAUGGGAUUGAGGUCGUCUCUAUGCCCGAUUUUCUUUAUUACACAGACCCAGAAAACCUGCAGGGGAUGAUGCUAGAUGGUGGAACCCAGCAGUAUCCAGUUCAGAACAGCAGUGCUCUCGAGACUGUGUACCGAGCUAACGUUGGCGGAGGUCCGAUAGGUUCCAGUUCAGACACAGGCAUGUUUCGUUAUUGGGAGCAGGACAAUCCCUACUUGGAGAGGGAGCGCCCACAGAGUGUAUCCGCAGGUUUUGGUUUAGAUGUGGAUCACACAAAUUAUCCAAAUUAUACUGCACCGGACGUAGUAUACAAGACUGCUCGAAACUAUGGGAGGCAAGAGAAGUCCAAAUUUAACGUGACCUGGCGUUUUCAAGUGGAUUCAGUCUUUCAUUACAUGGUAAGAUUGCAUUUUUGUGAGUUUGAUGAAAAUAUUGAAAAAGUGGGAGACAGAGUUUUUCAGAUCUUCAUAAAUGAUGCUUUGGUGGAGCCUCUUGCCGAUGUGAUGAUAUGGGCUCACAAAAGAUUGGUUCCUAUCCAUAAGGACUAUGCGGUGUCGAUGCCGAGUGAUGGAAGGUCAAAGAAGCUGAAUCUUUCAAUUCAGUUGCAACCACACCCAACCGCAAGAAGCACUUACAGGGAUGUUUUAUUGAACGGUAUUGAAAUUUUUAAAAUAAGUGACUACAAUGAUAAUCUUGCGGGUCCUAAUCCUGAUCCAAUUCAAUCUCCAUCCACGCCGUCCUACAACUCAUCGAGGAACAGAAACAAAGGAAGGGUAAUUUUCAUUAUCGUUGUUGCAACAUCAGGCUUCCUUGUGCUGUCUCUUAUUGUUCUGUUCAUUUUCCGGCGAUUCAUUAGAGCUCCGGUCAAGGAAGGAUCUUCAUGGUGGGGACAAAAAUCAGUUGACUCGUCCAAAAAAGACAAACCCCGUGGGUCAUCAUCAUUACCGUCGGAUUUGUGUCGCUACUUUUCUAUAGAUGAAAUAAGAGCAGCCACAAGUAACUUCAAUGAUAUUUUCAUUGUGGGGGUUGGAGGGUUUGGUAAUGUUUAUAAAGGCUAUAUUGAUGAUGGAACAGUCCCUGUGGCUAUCAAACGGCUCAAACCAGGUUCCCAACAAGGCCUCCGUGAGUUCCAAACUGAGAUUGAAAUGCUCUCUCAGCUUCGUCACAAUCAUUUAGUUCCUCUCAUUGGUUACUGCAACGAUGGCAACGAGAUGAUCCUCGUUUACGAGUUCAUGGCUCGUGGGACCCUCCGUGACCAUAUUUAUGAUUCCGAUAACCCUCCACUUUCCUGGAAACAAAGGCUGGCGAUGUGCAUUGGUGCUGCUCGUGGACUCCACUAUCUUCACACUGGUGCGAACCGCAAUAUAAUCCACCGUGAUGUGAAGUCCACAAAUAUCUUAAUAGAUGAGAAAUGGGUGGCUAAGGUUUCGGAUUUUGGACUAUCCAAGAUAGGACCCACGGGAUUGUCCAAGUCUCACAUAAGCACGGUGGUAAAAGGAAGCAUGGGUUACUUGGACCCAGAAUACUAUAAACGUCAAAGGUUGACUGAAAAGUCUGACGUUUACUCUUUCGGAGUUGUAUUGCUGGAAGUAUUGUGUGGGAGACCUCCUUUGAUACGUAACGUGGAGAAGCAGAAACUAAGUUUAGUGGAGUGGGUUCGAAAAUGUCAUCACGAGGGUGUGAUUCAUCAAACGGUUGACCCGUUCCUGGUAGAAAGUAUCACACCAGAGUGCUUAAAAGCGUUCAGCGACAUGGCCCUGAAAUGUCUGGGGGAAGAUGGAAAUGAACGACCUUCGAUGAACGACGUCGUGUGGGGCUUAGAGUUUGCGUUGCAGCUUCAAGAAGGCACAGAGGAAGCGGGGCUUCUUGUUGAUGAGGGCGAAAUUGAAGGAAAGAGCGAGGAAAGGGCUCUGAUAAGGAAAACGACAAAUGUGGAAGAAAGAGAAAGCAAAGUGGGGUUCACGAGCAGUGAUGAAUCAAAAGGAAGCAGGUUGACUAGUUCAAGCAGUGAAGAUCAAUCUCUAGUUUCUGGAUUGAUCUUCUCUGAGCUGGGUCAUCCGUCGGUUCGAUGAAGAAGUAAUCCGGUGGUAUUUGCUAGGUGAUGGAUUUUAAUUUCGUCCUUUUCCAAAUAGUAACGGCGUCGUUGUAUUGCUGUGUGUCUUUUACGGCAACUCUGAACUUUUAUUUUCUAUCUGUAUAAAUAUAAAAUAUGCAAGCAGAAAAUUAAAUAAUUACUUCUAAAAGUACGCAUGAUUACCA